Molecule: messenger RNA, 2366 nt
Organism: Gossypium raimondii (Peruvian cotton)
Lineage: Eukaryota; Viridiplantae; Streptophyta; Magnoliopsida; Malvales; Malvaceae
Product: 30S ribosomal protein S3, chloroplastic
Exons: 1
Coding region: 401-1057 (218 amino acids)
Biological process (GO): translation
Cellular component (GO): cytosolic small ribosomal subunit
Molecular function (GO): RNA binding; structural constituent of ribosome
Source: RefSeq, a predicted model, not a curated record
UAAUUGAUCAGAUUCGUGGACGUUCCUACGAAGAAACACUUAUGAUACUAGAACUCAUGCCUUAUCGAGCAUGUUAUCCCAUUUUAAAAUUGGUUUAUUCUGCAGCAGCAAAUGCUCGUCACAAUAGGGGUUUCAAUGAAGCGAGUUUAAUCAUUAGUCAAGUCGCAGUAAAUGAGGGAACUACUCUGAAAAGACUAAAACCUCGAGCUCGAGGACGGAGUUAUCUGAUAAAAAGACCCACUUGUCAUAUAACUAUUGCAUUGAAAGAUCUUGAAUUUGAACCACUUGACAGAUAUAUGCUGCGCCCAAAACCAAAAAACACCGGAUGGCUAGGAUGGCUAAAAAAGGGAUAAAUAAGAACACAAAUAUGACAUAUCCUAAUAUAUAGUAGUGGAGGAUUAUGGGACAAAAAAUAAAUCCACUUGGUUUCAGACUUGGUACAACCCAAAGUCAUCAUUCUCUUUGGUUUGCACAACCGAAAAAGUAUUCCGAGGGUCUACAAGAAGAUAAAAAAAUAAGAGACUGUAUCAAGAAUUAUGUACAAAAAAAUAUGAGACUAUCUUCUGGUGUCGAGGGAAUUGCACGUAUAGAAAUUCAAAAAAGACUGGAUCUAAUUCAGGUGAUAAUCUAUAUGGGAUUUCCUAAAUUAUUAAUUGAAGAUAAGCCACGAAAACUCGAAGAACUACAGAUGAAUGUGCAAAAAGAACUUAAUUGUAUGAACCGAAAACUCAACAUUGCUAUUACAAGAAUUGGAAAUCCUUAUGGGCACCCUAAUAUUCUUGCCGAAUUUAUAGCCGGACAAUUAAAGAAUCGAGUUUCAUUUCGAAAGGCAAUGAAAAAGGCUAUUGAAUUAACUGAGCAAGCGGAUACAAAAGGAAUUCAAAUACAAAUUGCAGGGCGUAUCGACGGAAAAGAAAUCGCACGUGUCGAAUGGAUCCGAGAAGGUAGGGUUCCUCUACAAACCAUUGGAGCGAAAAUUGAGUAUUGCUCUUAUAGAGUUCGAACUAUCUAUGGGGUAUUAGGAAUCAAAAUUUGGAUAUUUAUAGACGAAGAAUAAUAAGAAUAAGACUCUACUUGUCUUUCCGUUCUAUUCUGCGAUAGAACAAAAAAUGACAAAUUCUUUGAUUUUUGAUUGAACAUAAAAAUCAAAAAAUGAGCAGUUCUAAAUUCUAUAAGGUUAAAUAAAAAUUUGAUUGAUCAUUUGAUAUAAUUGCUAUGCUUAGUGUGCGACUCGUUGGGUUUUUAGGCUUAGGAUUCAAAAAAAAUGGGCGGACCACAGUAUAAGCUAAUAACUAUAGCACUAAUAACCAACUCAUCGCUUCGGAUUAUCUGGAUCCAAAGAAUCAGUCAAGAUAUGAUAUAUUGGUCAUAUCAUUAUAGCAACUGAAUUUUUUUUGCAUUAAGUAAAAGACAAAACCAAUCUGAUUAUGAAUAGAUCGAAAUUGUGAAGCAAAAUAAAAAGUAUGUGGAUAAAUAGAAGGAUGAGAGAAAGAGAGAAACAGAAAUAGCAAUGAAAUGACAUAGGAUUCCAAUAUGUAAGGUCUAUGAAGCAUCUCAUAAAGAGCAAUGUAAUAGAGCAUCAAUAGAGAUUCAUCAAUAAUUAGAUGAAUAUCUGUUCAUUGAAGAAAAAAUCAAGAGCCUUAACUUAAGUCAAUAAAGACUGAGAAGGUUGACUCAAGAACAAAUUUUAUUUUAUUUUAUUAAAUAAAUAGAAAUAUUAAAUUAAGGCUCCAUUGGAGAAUUCAGACCUAAGCAUUAAUCGAGAGCGAUGGGGACGACGGAACCCGUGAAUGCGGAGGAUUCUAUUGAAAACGAAUCCUAAUGAUUUAUCGGGGAGGAUGGCGGAACAAACCAGAGACCACUGCAUUUCUUUUUAUUCUGAUUCUGAGAGGUCAUGGGUUAACCCGACAACUGAACUAGAAAAAGAGUAAAUAUUCGCCCGCGAAAAUUUGAGUUUAAUUUUAUUUGAUUGUUCAAUUUUUGUCGAUCUGAAUCUGAUAUGAAUAUGAUAAAAAACAAAAUAAAGAUUCGUUAUAACAUUAUAACAAAACCAAGAUAAGACAUUAUCUAGAAAUAGAAUCCGUGUUUAAUUCCUUAUACUUAUAUAUAUCCAAUAGAUCCAAACAAGAUAUACAAAUUUCUAAUAGAUCAGAUAAAAUCAUAAAGCAAAGAAUCCCAAGAUUCAAUUAUUCAUUAACUACCUGUAUAUCUUAAGAUUAAGAAUUAAAUAUUUUUUUAGUCAUUUUUUUUUUUCGCGAGGAGCUGGAUGAGAAGAAACUCUCAUGUCCAGUUCUGUAGUAGAGAUGGAAUUCAUAAACAACAACCAUCAACUAUAACCCCAAAAGAACCCGAUUUCGUAAACAACA